Messenger RNA from Alternaria atra, 3729 nucleotides. RefSeq lists its product as uncharacterized. Lineage: Eukaryota; Fungi; Ascomycota; Dothideomycetes; Pleosporales; Pleosporaceae. The coding region runs from base 1 to 3729 and encodes 1242 amino acids. Gene Ontology annotation, biological process: DNA-templated transcription. The record is from RefSeq and is a predicted model, not a curated record. The transcript is spliced from 7 exons. Gene Ontology annotation, molecular function: zinc ion binding; DNA binding; flavin adenine dinucleotide binding.
AUGUCUUCCACCGCUUUCGUCCCGUUUUCCGAACCGCCCUACAUCGUCGGCCUACCGUCUCCAUACUACAAGGAGACGCAUCUGAGAUGGCAAAAAGCAUGUCGCGAGUUCGUGGACAAGUAUCUGAUGGAGAAGUCUCUGGAAUGGGACACAAAUGAGACUGUACCUGAACAUGUCUUUGAGACGUUCGCGAAGGCAGGCAUGCUGCUACCUACGCUCCCGGCUCCUUUGCCAGUAGAAUGGUUGAAGAGGCUGGGUAUACACGACAUUCUCGGCGUGGUCAAGGUCGAGGAAUGGGAUUAUAUUCAUACUAUGAUCUAUGCCGACGAGAUGGCACGAACCGGACUUGCCGGACCUUCUGGAUCUCUUACGACUGGCAUGGCUUUCGGCGUACCGCCUAUCAUCAAAUUUGGCAACAAGCAGCUCCAAGAGCGCUUCCUUCCCGAACUCCUUACUGGCAAGAAGCGAACUUGCAUUGCCAUUACUGAGCCCGAAGCCGGAUCAGACGUCGCAAACAUCACAACGACUGCUACAAAGACACCUGAUGGAAAGCACUACAUCGUCAACGGAACCAAGAAGUGGAUCACAAAUGGCAUCUGGUCGGACUACUCUUCGAUGGCAGUAAGAACUGGUGGCCCAGGACCCACGGGUCUAUCGAUGUUGGUUGUGCCCUUGAAAGGAUACCCAGGAGUCAAUAUGCGUCGACUGAAGGUUGGCGGUCAAGUCAGUGCAGGGACCACUUUCAUAGAAUUGGACGAUGUCAAAGUGCCAGUCGAGAAUCUUAUCGGAGAGGAGGGCAUGGGCAUGAAGUACAUUAUGACAAACUUCAACCACGAACGGCUCACCAUUGCUAUUGGCGCAACCCGUCAAGCGCGUGUCGCCCUUUCCGCCGCAAUGGAGUACGUCCUCAAACGCGAAGCCUUCGGCAAGCCGCUCGUUGAUCAGCCCGUUGUCCGUCACCGUCUAGCCAAAGCCGGUGCUCUGUUGGAGUCUCAGUGGGCUUGGGUCGAGCAGUUUGUAUACCAGAUGGUACAUUUACCAAAGGCAUCAGCAGAUGUUGAACUAGGUGGAUUGACAGCUAUGGUCAAAGCACAAAGUGGCAUUGUCUUGAACGAGUGCGCUCAAACGGCGCAACUGCUGUUUGGCGGUAAUGGAUACACAAAGAGUGGGCAAGGAGAGUUGGUUGAGAGAAUCUACCGUGAGGUUCCAGGUGUACGGAUACCAGGUGGUUCAGAAGACGUAAUGCUGGACUUGGGUGUGAGGCAGCUCGUAAAGAACUUCAAGAAUAAGACCAAGGCAAUGGAGAGACCGAAGGGCUCGUCAAAGUUGAAAUGGAGCAAAGACGACGACCAAGUCACGGAAAACACAAGCACACCAGUUAACGCAACACGCAAAAUCGCAUCGCGUGACGCGCUGGACGGUGCCCAAAACCUGAACCGAACGUCGUCACGAGGGUCACAUGAGGCAGAAUCGAGACGAGACGAGCAUGUACCUCACUCUAUAUACCAAAGUCAUGGCCAUCGUAUCAAUUCUGUCGCGAGCAUUUCGGAUAUCCAGCGUCGUCUCUCCAUUACCUCCCAAAUCAAUGGCUUACCUACACUGCCAUUUUCGCCCUUUUCGAAUGAACCUCGAGCACCUUUCUUUGGAAGUUUACCACAGAAGCCUGCCCCUGGCGAGCUGCCUCGAUUUAUUAAACCCCUUCCGGCCAAAAUCGGACCUGACGAGAUCGCGUAUCUGGAGAAGAAAGGCGCACUAUCUGUACCAAAGGGCAAUCUUCGCGGUGAAAUGCUCCGCGCAUAUGUUGAAUUUGUCCAUCCGUACAUGCCACUUUUGGAUCUACACGACUUCUUAACAAUGGUGAAUAGACGUGACGGCAGCAAAGGAAAAGUCAGCUUGAUUUUGUUCCAGGCCGUCAUGUUCGCCGGAUCGGCGUUUGUUGACAUGGAACACUUGCGCACCGCAGGUUACGCUACUCGAAAAGACGCGCGCAAGGACUUUUUCCAAAAGACUAGAAUCCUCUACGACUUUGAUUACGAGUCCGAUCGAGUGUCACUUGUCCAAGCACUUUUGUUGCUGACGUACUACUACGAGACUCCUGAUGACCAGAAAGACACCUGGCAUUGGAUGGGUGUCGCUACAUCGGUCGCCCACACUAUCGGACUGCACCGCAAUCCAGAUAAUACCAACUUGGAUAGCAAACGCGUCAAAUUAUGGAAGCGGAUAUGGUGGUCAACCUACAUGCGUGACCGACUCAUUGCGCUUGGCAUGCGACGACCUACAAGGAUAAAGACUGAAGACUUCGAUGUGCCUAUGCUGACGUUGGACGAUUUCGAGAUUGCACCUCUUCCGGAUUCGAUCACUUGCUUACCGGCUGACUGCCGUGUGGCACGGGACGUGGAUGCACAGCGACAACUAGCUAUCAUGUGCAUUGAGAAGGCUAGACUGUGUCUGUGCAUAUCCCAUGUGCUAUCCAAACAAUACUGCGUAUUGAACAACAACCACGGCCUUCAGAAUGACCGCACAACUAUGAUGUUGCUCCCGAAAAAACUAGAUCCUGAGACUAGUGAGGUCAAAGCAUGCGAUGAAGAGCUCCAGAAAUGGGUGUCGGAACUCCCGGAAGAGGCCAAGUAUACAGACACGCCCAGCGGUGAAGCAGCGAUCGAUCUUGCGAGGUCAUUAUUGCACAUGGUCUUCUUCACCACGUUGUCCGCAUUACAUCGGCCUCAGGUCCUACCAAAUUCACAAGGCGGCCCAGCCAGCGCUCCGACGAAAGAGAAUGUCGAAUCUGAACUCCUAGAUGUUUCUCGCCGUAAUGUUCGUCGGGCAGCUUCAGCUAUCACAUCGAUCGCACAGCGUCUAGACGUUGGCGGCCUCGUCAAGUACCUGCCAACAACGGGUGUCACCGUUCUUCUACCAGCAAUCAUCAUCCACCUACUUGACAUCAAGGCGCCAGAAGAAGAAACUCGCCGGUCGUCUCUUCGUGGUUUUUGCCAGUGCAUGGCUGUCAUGGGUAAACUGCGAGAUCUUUACGCUGCUGCCGAUUACUCUGUGGCUUUCUUAGAAGCCGCCAUUCGCAAAGCAGGCAUCCAUGUUGCUCCUGUAGCAGCCGCUCAAGCUGUGCCAAUGCCCAAGCCUUCACCUGUAACUACAGUAGAGGACCUUGUAGACGCCGGAAGACGACUCGACCUAGUCAACGCAGCGACAACAGCGACGCAAAAUCUACGACCCUCGACCCUGACACCGCCGCCAGAUAAUGGCACCACCAAUAUGCUCGCUCUCGAGAAGCAGCACAAUCAGCCUAACGUCACGGAUGAGGAAGUUGCUCGUCGCCUCGAGACUUUCCUCGCAUCUACGCCGCCAGAGUCCGAUCACGAGCAAAUGCCCAGUAUCACUAUCGCUGAAGAAUCGCAUAUGGCUAAUGCCACAGCUUCUGCAACGAACUCACACGCACACGAUAGCAUGAACUCAAUGGAUUUUAACAAGUGGAGCACAAUGGACCUUCCAGCAAAUCCAUUCGCAAACAACAUCAACCACCACCGGGAUGACGAGAUGCUAUUCUCUAGCUUACCGCUGAACAACGAAUUCGACGAUGGCGAUUUUGAUCAGUUGCUGAACCUGGAUGCGGUUGGCGAGGCAUUUAACUUUGACGAAUCGGCUCUUGACAACAAUAUGGGCCUAGGAGACGUAGACUGGCUCAAUGCUGGAAACGAUCUUACAAUUGAGGCAUGA